CAUGCUCUCCGAAUGGGAAUAUUAUUGAACUGUCAGAUUCCGAAUAGUUGUCGGUUUGAUCGCAAGCAUUACUUCUAUGCUGAUAUGCCAGCUGGGUACCAGAUAACGCAAAGUGAGCGUCCCAUAGCGAAAAAUGGGAAGUUUCGAUUUUCAGUUUAUAGUGAAGAUGUGCAGUCAUACAGCAAAGAGAUUGGCAUAAUUCAAUUACAACUAGAGCAAGACAGCGGAAAAUCGAUUCACUUUGGUCCUGUUUCUCUAAUUGAUCUCAAUCGUGCAGGUACACAAUCUGAUCCAAUGAUUAGCACAUAUAUUCUACAGAAUACGAGACCUUUUUCAGGAACAGCUCUGGUAGAAGUAGUAACUACUCCGGAUUUUUCCACAGCUUUAGAAGCGAUGUGCUUUGUUCAGCAGCUUCGCCUACUUUUAAUGCAUCAUGGAAUAUGUAAAGGAGAAAUGCACAAGGGUCAAUUACGAGUUGAUGCCAAUGUAUCCUUAACACACCUUGGUGAGAAGGGUGUUCGAACAGAGUUUGAGCUUGACCGAUCACGAAGCGACGCAUCUUGCGUACAGCUGCGGAUAAAGAAUAUCAAUAGCCUACGUCAUCUGCAUACCGCAAUAAAUUUCGAAAUUGAUCGUCACUACAAAGUGAUCUCAGACGGAGGCAAAGUGAUAAACGAGACGAGGAUGUGCGAUGAGCACGGCCGUACUGUUUCCAUGCGAGAUAAGGAAGUCAAAACGGACUAUCGAUUUAUACCGGAGCCUAACCUACCUACUUUAAAGAUCCUCCCCCAAUGGAUUGAUGAAUGCACCAGUUCUAUAUCAAGUACUCCAAGCUACAUUAGGUAUCAGAAACUAGGAUUUGAGGCAAGGAGAGCGAUUUAUUAUGCGGAAAAUCCUCCAUUAUCAAGAUUUUUGGACAUGUGCACAGAUCGGUUGCCAAGAGUUGGUGCAGAGAAUUUUGUGAAUUGGAUGAAUGAGUUGAAAUUGAUCUUGCAAAGGAGUAAAGCUACUUAUCCUCCUGAAAAUCCAGAAUUUGCGGAUCAAUUUAUGACGGUUGCUGAGUAUCACGCCAACGGCAAAAUUACAAAGUUACGCGCCCUGGAGGCGCUUAGGCUAUUUGCAACAAAUAUACAGGAUGCUAAAGAGUACUUUGAGAAAGCGAAUGCUUGGCGGAUAACUGAUGAGCAAAUGAUCUUGUCUAUGACAGAAGAUAUAUUGAAAAGAAAUGGAAAAUUGGUUGAGAAGGCUAUGGCGGGACAUGCGAAAUCUUUGUCGAAACUGAAGAAGCUGCUUAUAGACCAAUCGGACAAGCGAAUUGAAAUUGAAGAUGCUGAAAGGGCAGUUGCUAGGAAAAUUUGGGAGUUGAAAAUUGAAAAGCAAAAAAGUAUAUCUUAGUA
Strongylus vulgaris is the source of this 1397-nucleotide messenger RNA. The record is from the annotation of a GenBank genome assembly. Lineage: Eukaryota; Metazoa; Nematoda; Chromadorea; Rhabditida; Strongylidae.